UUGGAUGAAGGUCAGUAGAGUAGAAAGAAGAGGAGAAGAAAAUAAAAGGGAGAGUAACCGUGUGGAACCACCAUGCUGUAAUCACUGUUUGGUGACUGAGUAAACGUCUAGGUGUGAAAAAGCUACACCCACCUGCACUCACCUCCACUCGCCACUCUUUGCUGACCUGAGUCUGAUGGCAAAGAAUGACCCGAACGAUCCCCCUCCUUCCUAUUCUGUUGCCGUGCACACCCAGCCCCCCCUCAGGUCCUAUGAGGAGGUGGUGUAUGGCGUGGGUCCAGGCCUGACACCCUCCGCCUAUCCACAAUACAUCCCCCAGUAUGGACCACCUGUGGUUGUUACCCAAGUCCAACAGUCAAGCAUACCCCCCAGCAGAAAGAGGAGGAGAUACUGCGAUGGUAAUGCCCAGUGUUACGGAGGGUCAGGGGGAACUUUACUGGUGCUCGGGCUGCUGGCACUGGCCAUCUGGCUUGGAGUUCGUUAUGGCACCCGGUUGGCAACAGCAGCAAUCCUCAACACAGAGCCUAGUGAUGAGAAAGAUGAAUAUCUGUCUUUGCCAAACUCUGACACCUGCCCCAACAACACUGUCCUAUGUGAUGGAAUAAGUGACUGCCAACUGGGCAGUGAUGAAACAAACUGUGUGAGGUUUGGCAAGGACAGGAGUCUGCAGGUCAGGACAUCACAAGAUGGCCGCUUCCAACCAGUGUGCUUCAAAAACUGGAACAAGAGAUACGCCGACCUGACCUGCACUCAACUGGGAUUUAGAGAGUCCUAUGUCAGCAAAGCAGUUACAUCCCAGGACUCCAUUGGUUUAACAUUGACUGACAGCUCAUCUUCCCAUAUCCAGGGUCUGGUUAACGUCAGCCAAUCCUGUCCAGACCAGGAGACUGUCUCCCUGCAGUGUGUGGAUUGCGGUCGGCAGGAGUCGACAUCCCGGAUUAUUGGGGGCACCGUAGCAAAGGUGGGUCAGUGGCCUUGGCAGAUGUCGCUGCACUUUAGAGGAUCCCACACCUGCGGAGGAGUCUUGAUCUCUCCUGACUUUGUGCUGACCGCUGCCCACUGCUUCCCAAGCAGCAACUCUUUAGCUCUCUUGGAGAGAAACUGGAAAGUGUAUGGUGGAGCUGUGUCUCUGGAUCUACUACCUGAACCCUUUUUGGUUGAGAGGAUCAUACUCAAUGAGAACUACAACAGCAAAACUAAUGACCAGGACGUCGCUCUGCUUAAACUUACAUCUCCAGUUAGUUUCGAUGCUAAUGUCCAUCCGGCUUGUCUGCCAGCUUUUAAUGAGCAAGUUGACAAUGGAAGGAGGUGCUGGACCUCAGGUUUUGGCACCACUGAGUUCGGAUCAGGCACUGUCUCCAGGGAACUGUUGGAAGUGACUGUGGACAUCAUUAGUACACGAGUGUGCAACAGCCGCAGUGUGUAUCGAGGCGCCGUGACCAAGCACAUGCUCUGUGCCGGGGACCUCAACGGAGGCAAAGACUCCUGUCAGGGUGACAGUGGUGGACCUCUGGUGUGUGAGGGUGCGAACCGUUGGCACCUGAUCGGGAUCACCAGCUGGGGAUCUGGCUGUGGUGGAAGAAACAGCCCUGGCGUUUACACCAAAGUCCAAAGUGUUCUGCCGUGGAUCUAUAGCAAUAUGAAGAAGAACACAUGAACUAAAUGAAUAAUAAAGAGAUCAAGAGCCAUGGUGUCCCUUUGUCUCCUGCUGGCGGUCUACUCCCCCAAAUCCCCCUUCCCUAAUCAACCCUGCACUAUGAAGUUGAGACAUGGAUGGAUUCACACAUAAAACAAUGAAUUAAUGAGGAGAUACUUAGAGACAGAAAAUCACACAGGUGAACUGCUUGGUGGCUGUGAUGUGUAUUACCUGAACCUGAUUAUUGAUACACACCAAUCAAUACACUGACUUCAGUCUUGCAUUCUUGAUUUUAUUCGUCUGCCUCUUGGUGUCACAGUCAUACAGUAUUCUUGUGUUUGCCUUCUUUAAAGAUGGCUGGCCCUUCUCUUAUGUGUUCUGUGCCAAUGAAACAGUCUACUGUGAUCUCCUUUGUUCGUUUGAAAAUGAUACUCUUUAAAAAUGAUUUAUGAUUGUAGUCGUGGGUUUUUUUUCCCUCAGGGACGCAUCUCAGGUGUUUCUAUCGUGACUGUUGUUUCCCAUAUUGAAAUAAAAAAGGACACUUUACAAUCA
Messenger RNA from Anarrhichthys ocellatus (wolf-eel), 2188 nucleotides. RefSeq names its product transmembrane serine protease 13a (gene tmprss13a). Gene Ontology annotation, cellular component: membrane. Gene Ontology annotation, molecular function: serine-type endopeptidase activity; protein binding. NCBI's taxonomy places the organism in Eukaryota, Metazoa, Chordata, Actinopteri, Perciformes, Anarhichadidae. The record is from RefSeq and is a predicted model, not a curated record. The transcript has 13 exons. The coding region runs from base 176 to 1657 and encodes 493 amino acids. Gene Ontology annotation, biological process: proteolysis.